Myzus persicae (green peach aphid) is the source of this 2295-nucleotide messenger RNA. RefSeq names its product innexin shaking-B (gene shakB). The record is from RefSeq and is a predicted model, not a curated record. Gene Ontology annotation, molecular function: gap junction channel activity. The transcript is spliced from 6 exons. The coding region runs from base 853 to 1962 and encodes 369 amino acids. Gene Ontology annotation, cellular component: plasma membrane; gap junction. NCBI's taxonomy places the organism in Eukaryota, Metazoa, Arthropoda, Insecta, Hemiptera, Aphididae.
GGCGGAGACGUGGUCGCGCUCAGGGGACUCCGUCUCCGUACUUAGGCGUCUGUGCGUACGUCUACAAGUCGUGCGAGUGCCGCCGCCGUGUGUAGCCGACGACGACGACGACGACGCACAAUAAUAUCAUUACGACGAGUAUAACGUCAUCACGCGACAUAAUAUGACGACCGCUGCGGCGCACGACGACAAUAUCGUAUUAUCGCCAUUAUUAUUGAGUGUAUAAUAUUAUUUGGUAUUUGGUCUUACGCGCUGGCGGAUUCGAAUCGGUUCGGUUUAUCGCGCGAGGUCCGUGGUCGUCGCUAUCCGACACUUUUCCACAGCCGUCAUCGUCUUCAGCCGCCGUCGCGUCGUCUAUACACAACACCGUCGUAAUGUCUUGUAAUACACCAGCGUGAAAUUCGAGAAUCGUGUCAUUGUUAUCCGGCGGGGCGUAAGAGCCCGUACUCGGUGUUUCGUGCGUCGGAACCGGUUUCCAAGUAAAAUACACAACCCCCGAAACGUGGAUUUCUCCCCGCCGUACUGCCUUACCGGAAAAAGUGUCUGCCGGAGGAACACCAAGAAGGAGCGGCACUGUGCCGGGGGUCGGAGGACGACGACGAUCACCGCGGUAGCGACAGCGAUAGCGAUAGAAGCACCGCUGUCACCACCAUCACCACCACUAGCAGCAACAACAACAACGCCGCAGUGGCCACUAUGAUGUCGGCCGCUAGUGCGGUCGGCGGCGGCCGUCUGCUGGUCGUUUUCGACGUGGAUGGCGCCGACAGCGACAGCUGACAGCCCGGACGAUUGCGACCGGUGCGGGAAUGCGGCGGUGCUUACGGAUGGGGUGUCCCGCCGGCCCGGUACGCCAUGCUUGACGUGUUCCGGGGCCUGAAGAGCCUGGUGAAAAUCAGCCACGUGCACAUCGACUCGCCCGUGUUACGACUCCACUACAGCCUAACCGUGAUGCUGUUGUCCGCGUUCAGCCUGAUCGUCACCACCCGGCAGUACGUCGGCAACCCGAUCGACUGCGUGCACACCAAGGACAUACCCGAGGACGUGCUCAACACGUACUGCUGGAUACACUCUACGUACACCAUCAAGGAGGCGUUCAAGAAGAAGGUGGGCGUCGCCGUCCCGUACCCAGGCGUGGACAACACCCGCGGCAAGGCGGACGACCGCAAAACUUACGGCUACUACCAGUGGGUGUGCUUCUGCCUCUUUUUCCAGGCGAUAUUGUUUUACACGCCCAGAUGGCUGUGGAAACACUGGGAGGGUGGCAAAAUCCGGGCGCUCAUGAUGGAUCUGGACGUGGCCAUUUGCACGGACGCCGAGAAGAAGCAGAAGAAAAAAAUCCUGCUCGACUACCUGUGGGAGAACCUGCGGUACCACAACUGGUGGACCUACAGGUACUACCUGUGCGAAACGAUGGCGCUCAUGAACGUCGUGGGUCAAAUGUUCAUGAUGAACCGUUUCUUCGACGGUGCGUUUCUGACUUUCGGCAUAGACGUGAUCCGGUUUUUGGAAAGUGACCAGGAAGACCGAGUGGACCCGAUGAUAUUCAUAUUUCCCAGGAUGACCAAAUGCAUUUUCCACAAAUUUGGAGUGUCCGGUGAGGUGGAGACACACGACUCCAUAUGCAUACUGCCGUUAAACGCCGUCAACGAAAAGAUCUACGUUUUCCUGUGGUUUUGGUUCAUGAUCCUGGGCGUCUUGUCGGCGGCCGUUAUCGUUUACAGAUUCAUCAUAAUAGUGUCACCGCGAAUGCGCGUGUAUCUUUUCUGCAUACGAUUCCGGUUGAUCAAACGGCAAGCCAUCGGCAACAUCGUGCGCCGGUCGAAGCUGGGCGAUUGGAUGCUGCUGUACGUACUCGGUGACAACGUCGACUCGGUCGUGUUCAGAGAUAUCGUGCACGAUUUGUCGCACCGACUGGAAGCGUACCACAACAAAAACUCGACGGUCAGGACGGUGGAUGCGUGACGGCGGCGGUGGCGGCUUGCAGUCAACAGUAUUUUGUGCUCAAAUCGAUAACGAACAAACGUAUAAUAUUAUUUGUUACAGGGUAAACGAUGACCGACUUGCACGCGACUUUAUUGUAAGACGACUGUAAACGGAUUUCGUCUGCAACGGUUGCGGAGGAGAAGACUAUGUUAUUAUUAUAAUAAUAUGUAUGGAACGGUGCAGCUGCCAUGUUACCAGUUGUCUCGGAAAACAAAUGUCGUCGGACUUGGAACUAACAAACGCGCUCACUACGAAUUCGUGAAUUGUCGCCCAAACGAAUUGUUAAAAAAAAUAUAUAUUUGUAAUUUUUUG